AUGAACCCUUUGUGGAAAUCCUACAAGAGCAAAGUGCUCAAGACCAUCAACCCCGAGUACGAGGAGGACGCAGCCGAGGAGAAACACCUGUACAGUGUUGACCCAGAUCUGCGAGGCCUGAAACCUGAGACUGAGGCCUGGCUGCAGGUCCUCUGUGUAUCUGACAGGGAUGAUUCUCAGGGGAUAAUGGAGAAAGUACAGAUAGUGCACAGGAGUGUAGAGGAGAGAGUGUAG
Knipowitschia caucasica is the source of this 234-nucleotide messenger RNA. The record is from the annotation of a GenBank genome assembly. NCBI's taxonomy places the organism in Eukaryota, Metazoa, Chordata, Actinopteri, Gobiiformes, Gobiidae.